This is a messenger RNA of Aspergillus pseudotamarii, 2828 nucleotides long. RefSeq lists its product as uncharacterized. The coding region runs from base 654 to 2333 and encodes 559 amino acids. The record is from RefSeq and is a predicted model, not a curated record. The transcript has 2 exons. NCBI's taxonomy places the organism in Eukaryota, Fungi, Ascomycota, Eurotiomycetes, Eurotiales, Aspergillaceae.
UGUGCCCGAACCAGAGCCAGAGCCAGAACCGGUGCGAGCGCUUGAUCCUGAACCUGCUCCUGCCAAUGUGCCGGAGCCCGAGCCCGAGCCAGCGUUUGAGCCCGCUGAGCUGCCUGCCCCGGAGCCUGAACAACCCAUGAAGAAAGUGAAGAAAAGUAGAAGGUCAGUGCCAGUUCCAGAACAACCACCGGCCCCUCCUGCAGAAGCCCCAGUGGCCGAUGUUCCAGAGGAAGCUGCUAGGGGUCCUCCGACACCGCCACCCGAACCAGUUGCGCCGGAGCGAGCGGCAAGGAAGGAGCGUCCGCGCGUUGAGCGCGCGCCUGGUAGCACGUCGUGGGAUAUGUGGGGUGCUGCACCCCCGCCGAGGAGGUCAGGCCAUAGGGAAGAUAAGCAUAGAAGAAGGGAGCAAUCACCUUCGGGAAUGGGAAGAUCAAAGUCGACUAGACACUCAAGGCCAAGGGAACCGGAGGACGAGGUAGAGAGAUCGUUGGAACCUGAGAACGCCAGGCAACGGGAGCCUGCACACGAGCGGGCUGCAGCAUUCUCGAAUUUCAUUUUUGGCGCACCACCUCCCCCUACCAAAACGAAAUCUAGCAGGAGACAUGGCGAGUAUGCGCCAAGGCACACGUCACGGCGCCCACCUGUAGAUAUGGAUGACACCGGAUUCCCAUCGCCGCCACCGGAUGAGCAGUUCGAGAUGCCGGAUAAGGCUGCCCGCACGAUGGGUGCUCCUCCAUCUGGGUCAAGACGGGAGAGACCACGUGGCUCUCGGAAAAGAUCUAGUAUGGCCUUCUAUGUUCGUGUCACUCUUUGUUAAGUUAACUGACACGAUUAUCGUAGGCGCUCGUGAUCCAUAUGCUAUUGACGAUGAAGACAUCGUCAUGGUCAAUCCGGAUGAUGCUGAAGGCGAGCCCAAGGCUCCCUCUAGAGAGUCACGCCAUUCGGAACGACGGUCAAGGAAAAAGUCACGAUCACGGCAGGGAGACCUCCAAGAUGAUGCUGUCAUGGUGGAUGCAGACCCAGCCCAGCAAAGUCCAGACAUUGUUUCCGGACCUGAUGACAUGGCAUUUGUGGAGGCUCCGAGGGAACGGCGUUUAAGGCGAUCGAAUACAGCCCCCAAGAAACAGGAGACUGGCGGUCUCAUGGGGUUGAUCGGAACAUUGCGUCAACACAUUCGCCCUGAACUGCCUGAACGUCAAAAGCCUACGUCUUACCGGGAUGAGGACGCCAGGUACAUGACGGAGCCAGAGCGAGACGACGCACGGCGCCAGAGACGUGACGAGAGGAGAAGACGCGCAAUGAGACCGGACCCUGACCGUGAGGGCUAUGCUACCGAUGCUGGGCCGGCAAUAGAUGUCCCAGAGAUUCAGAUAGAAGAUGUCGAUGCCAGGAGAGAGGCGCGCAGAGCACGACGCGCUUCUCGACAAGGCGACAUUGAUCCGUAUCGAGACAGCGAAUUCCAAGAAGCCGAGGAACGACGAGCAAGACGACGGGAAAGACAAAGGGCUCGCGAGCACGAGAUGCAAGAAAUGCAACUCCGAGAGGAAGAGGAGAGAGCACAGCGACGCCGAGAGGAGAAGAUGGCUCGCCGGGCUGCUCGUGAAGAGCGCCGUGCCCGGGAGGAGCAAGAAGCUCGAGAGGCGGAAGCCCAGGCACAGGAAGCCAGAGAAGCGGAGGCCCGCGAAGCCAAGGCUGCGGAACGCCGCGAGCGGAGGCGGCAGGAAAGGGAGGCAGCAAUGUAUGAGAACCCUGGGUACGACCCGAGAUCCAGAAAGCGGCACUCGCAUAUGGAUGAUAGAGCGGCUAGGGACUUUUACAUGCAGGGCGGGGACCCGGACAGGGCCUAUCGUUCGCGCCGUCAUGGAGACGACGCUGAACACGCUAGACGUCGAAGGUCCAGGGCGCCUGAGGAGACGAGACCCGCACCGAUGAUGCCUGGACAGCGCAAAGACAAGACCUCGUCUUGGGUUAAUUCUCAAGCAAGUGAUCCCCCUGAACCGCCUCCAGUUGUGCCGACUAUGUUAGACAUGCCGCCUGCUCCCGGGGAGCCCAUGGAUGGGGCGCACUCAAUAUCAUCGGACGAGGAGGCCCGACGCGACCUACGCCGGAGGGCAAGGAGACGGGCCAGAUACCCCGGACUUACGGAUCAGGAGAUUGAUGAGGUGCGCUUGAAGAAACGCGAGGCUAGGAGGUCUGAGAGAGGACAGAAGAGCAGCUCGGGUAGUGCAGACUACGAGCGAGACCGUGGAAUGAGAUAUGACCGCUACGACCAACCACCUCCUAGCUCCGGAGGGAAGCUGCCUAACUGGUUUAAGAAACUUACCAGCUUUUAAGGGUACGCUUUACAAGAGAGAACUUGCUCGAUGAGCAGGGCUACAUUCGACAGUGAGAAGUGAUGCCAGAAGAAUGCUCCUUAUCUUAGUGCAUUUGAUGAUUGGAAUGACGCGAUGACUAUACACCAGAAAUGUUGGAAAUGAAACUUGGUAUUAAAUGUUGCAUGCGUUGACGACUUGUUCAGCACCGUUUUUGUUUACGAAGUUUUUCUCUUGAUUUUGAUUUUGUACACUUGAUGCAUGUAUGAUAAAUGAUGAGAAUAGCUGAAGUCCUCUCUUCUCGACGAUCUAACGUCUGAAAUGAAAAAGAAAAUUAUAAUUGUUUAAGAUCUAUAAUACAGACCCUCAUAUCUAUCUACUCCAACCAACUAAUCACCUUCACAACACUCCACCCUCACCAUCCUCCAUCCUCCUCUUCUCCAAGUACAUCCUCCCGCCCUCAUAAAUCCCCAGGUAAAUACUCAUCCCAAAAGCCGACCAAACAGACCUCAACGC